Messenger RNA from Sabethes cyaneus, 579 nucleotides. RefSeq lists its product as uncharacterized. Bases 1 to 579 code for a protein of 192 amino acids. Gene Ontology annotation, biological process: oogenesis; negative regulation of translation. The record is from RefSeq and is a predicted model, not a curated record. Gene Ontology annotation, molecular function: mRNA binding; zinc ion binding. Gene Ontology annotation, cellular component: perinuclear region of cytoplasm. The transcript has 3 exons. Lineage: Eukaryota; Metazoa; Arthropoda; Insecta; Diptera; Culicidae.
AUGUCGAUCAGCCAGGAAACGCUUGACAUGAUCACUACGGCCAUCAAGGAAGGAAAGGAUGUUGGAGAAGGAACGUUGGUUCGCUCCAAACUAACCAAUCGUAUAGUUUGGAGAACAAAAGAGGUGGAUGAGAACGAUAUCUGGGGACAAUACCUUCAACAGCUUCACGCUGAAAGAUCUAAAAUAAAACCGGCUAAUGUUUUAAGUUCUGCUCUACGUGAAAUGUCUACUCACAAUUAUGCACCGUCGGAAAUAUUUCCCGUCUAUGCUGUGGAAAAAGAGCCAUUCUUGACAAUCCGGAACUGUUGCAAUAAGUAUGAUAAGGAGAACUGGUCAGCUCAGUGGGAUGCGCUGAAGAUAUCUGUAAAGUAUUGCAGCUUCUGCAAGGGCAAUAAGGAAAUUGGGGAAGUGUAUCUAUCUCACAAUCUGAAGGGUCCGCAGGGUCAAGUUACAUGUCCCGUUUUGCUUAAGAAUUAUUGUCCGACCUGUCACGUGUACGGACACACGAACGCUUAUUGCCCGGCAAAUAAAACAGGAACCAGUAUUGUCAAGAAGAUUAUGCAUUAUAAUCGACUUUAA